Molecule: messenger RNA, 2009 nt
Organism: Chaetomium strumarium
Lineage: Eukaryota; Fungi; Ascomycota; Sordariomycetes; Sordariales; Chaetomiaceae
Exons: 3
Coding region: 371-1882 (503 amino acids)
Biological process (GO): regulation of transcription by RNA polymerase II
Molecular function (GO): zinc ion binding; DNA-binding transcription factor activity, RNA polymerase II-specific
Source: RefSeq, a predicted model, not a curated record
GCUCCCUCUGUUUAUUGUAGGUACAUGUACAAUACAAACAUACCUGGAUUUUCAAUCCGUGCUGAACCCAUCGAGCUCUGGUUGAUAGCGAGUAGAUUGUAGGGUGGCAUCUCCAAGACUCCAAGGACUACCUACGGUGCCCAGGUAGUAUUCAGGAAACGUGGAGGCAGAAACCCAAGCUGCAAUAGAUGGAUGCGAAGUGCAGCUAAGUUGAAUAGAGCUAUCAGUUAGGGGAUCACGGACCCAAACAUACGGCCUUGGCUAACGGUGACACUGACAGUGACGAUCUGAUUCCUGUCGCCUUACCCGCGAUUCGAACCGUUGCUAGCCCUCGGUUUCGGGACAGCACCAGCCAAUCAUCGUACAAUCCAUGCCGCAGCGCAUCUCGAUGUCGGAUCGGGCUGAAGCAACGGCUCCGGCAACUUCCGUCCUUCCGAUCGACACCACGGAGCCCCCGCCGCCGAGCCCCGCUUCCGUGGCAUCGUCCCCUGCGAGCGGGUUGCCGACGCCUUCCACAGACUCCAUACAACGCGCCCCAUGGCCGGCCGGUGGCGGUCGACGGACCCACAAGAAGAGCCGCACAGGCUGCUCGACUUGCAAGGCGAGGAAAAUCAAGUGCGACGAGAGACGGCCAGCCUGUCUCAACUGCAUAUCCCAUGGCGUAGAGUGCCCCUUCCUCAGGGGACGCAGCGCCGCCGCAACCAACCCGCGGACAUCAUCCACAGCCAACUCACACUCCUCAGCGUCUCCCGCCAACCCGCCCUCCCCCUACGCUGGCGCGGUCUCGGAAGCGGAAGGCGGCGGGGAACAGCUGCCGCUCCUCGAACUCGAGCUGCUCCACAACUUCACCACCAAGACGUACUCCACGCUCACCGCCGACGCCAGCCUGUGGGAGUUCUGGCGCGAUGACGUGGUCCAGCUGGGCCUGACGUGCGACUACAUCAUGCGCGCCGUGCUGGCCGUCAGCGCGCUGCACCUGGCCUACCACCGGCCCGACCGCCGCAACUUCUACACCGAGUCGGGCAUCCUGCUGCACCAGAAGGCCGCCCGCUCGGCGAUGCGCGUCAUGGCCGCCGAGCACGAGAUCGACAAGGACACCGCCGCCAGCCUGUUCAUCUUUAGCAUGCUGACCAUCUUCUUCGCGUUAGCAUCCCCGCGCCGCUCCAACCCAGACGGCACCUUCUUCAUAGGCAGCAGUAGCAGCAGCAGUCUUAGUAGUAGCAGCAACAGCGAGCUCGGACGGUUCCCGGACUGGGCCUUCCUGGUGUCGGGCGGCAAAUCCAUCAUGGACGUGCUCGGCGAGCGCGGGCUGGACACCGUCGCCGCGCCGUUCCUGCACUACGGCCGCGCGCGCUGGCACGCCCACCGCGCCAAGCUGCACGAGCACUCCUCCAACGAGCCGCUGCUGGCCCCGCUGCGCGCGCGCAUUUUCGCCACCACCACCACCGGCGGCGGCCGGCGCGCGGCGGGGGCCGAUGAGGAGUCGACGGAGCUGCUGCACACCUACGCGCACGCGCUCGACGAGCUGGAGCUGGCGCUCGUGGUCAGCCGGGACCCGGCCACCCCGAGGGACGUGCUGGACGCCAUGGUGUGGCUGUGGGAGGUGUCGGACUCGCUAGUGCCGCUGCUGCGGGGCACCGAGCCGAGGCAGGAGGCCGUGGCCAUCUUUGCCCACUUCUGUGUGCUGCUGAAACAGCACGAAGCGCACUGGUGGCUGCAGGGGUGGGGAGAGCACGUCAUGGUGCGGGCGCUUGAGGUGUUGGAUGAGGAGCACAAGGGUUGGAUCGAGUGGCCCAUGAGGGAGAUGGGGUGGAUGGGCGGUGGUGGAGGAGAGGGGGCCGGUAGUGGCGGGGAGGUGAAUUACUACGCUAGCAGCAGAUGAUGGAUAGAAUAGAGAGUAUUUCCCCUAUUCACGUUUAGAGUCGGCACAAUAGCAAAGUCGGCUCUGCCGUUGGAGACAAAGACGUUGUUGGUAGUUUAUGGAUGGUCUAGUAGAGGCUGCAGCUUGU